AUGAAGUCUUCAAUGUUCAUCCUCACGGUGCUUGCCACUAGCUUCACCGCAGCCGAGGUCAAGAAGGAAGACUACUUCCCCGAGUGCUCCAUCGAUUGCCUCAACGACGGCACCGAAAAGGCCACAGACUGCUCAGCCACUGAUGCCGUCUGCUGGUGCGUCCAGUCCAACUACGAGGCCAUCUACAACCAGGCGCUCGCCUGUGUCUUGAAGGAGUGCGGCGCUGAUAAGGCCACUGAGUCGGUUCUCCCUGCCGCCAUCGAGUUCUGCUCGGCUGCCUCCUCGUCUACCUCAGCCCUCGGCGGCACUGAGACUGGCAAAAGUUCGCCCAGCUCAUCAAUUGACGAUACCGAUAACACCAGCACCAUUUCGAUUGUCACCACUACCUCGGACACCGAGUCGACUUCCACCCCCAGCUCCUCCACAUCCGGAUCCGCAUCCACGCCUACCUCUGACUCUGCCUCUGCCUCGGGCUCGGGCUCUGACUCGGGCGCCGUCGUUAGCACCACCGCCAGUACUGAUGCUGCCGCCGCUAUGGGGACCAUGGGCGUCUUGGGCGUGCUGGUUAUGGGUGCUGUUGCUGCCCUGUAG
This is a messenger RNA of Ilyonectria robusta, 591 nucleotides long. RefSeq lists its product as uncharacterized. The coding region runs from base 1 to 591 and encodes 196 amino acids. The record is from RefSeq and is a predicted model, not a curated record. The transcript is spliced from 2 exons. Lineage: Eukaryota; Fungi; Ascomycota; Sordariomycetes; Hypocreales; Nectriaceae.